Messenger RNA from Physella acuta, 861 nucleotides. Its product is annotated as single-stranded DNA-binding protein, mitochondrial. Gene Ontology annotation, molecular function: single-stranded DNA binding. Gene Ontology annotation, cellular component: mitochondrial nucleoid. NCBI's taxonomy places the organism in Eukaryota, Metazoa, Mollusca, Gastropoda, Physidae. The record is from RefSeq and is a predicted model, not a curated record. Gene Ontology annotation, biological process: positive regulation of helicase activity; mitochondrial DNA replication.
CUGUAUUUCGAUCGCAUGUGUCGGCUAGAAUAGUAGAAGGUCAUAGAUCUAGUUUGUACCCGAUCAUUUAAGUUUAUUUAUUGUAACAGACAUAGAGUCUAGGAAUCGAACAAAAACUGCUUCAAAAUGCUGAGAAUACUACAAAAGAGGGUUACAGCUAGCAUAUUUACACAGUCCAGCAGAUUAGCAUCAACCGGAAAAUCCGAUUCUGCAGAAAUUAACGACAAUCAAGAGGAAGAAGAAAUAUCCGCUCCCAGAAGAGCUGAAAGAGGUUUAAAUAAGGUCACGCUUUUAGGUCGAGUUGGUAGGGAUCCUGAAACCAGAGGCUCAGAAGAGCACCCUGCACUUAUUUUUCCUUUAGCAACUAAUGCUACGUACAGAAAAUCUAAUGGCGAACUUAUGACCAAGACUGACUGGCACAGGGUUUGUGUUUUUAAGCCUAGUCUCCGAGAAAAUGUUGCCACCAGAAUCAACAGAGGGGACAGAAUUCUGAUAGAGGGAUCAUUGUCAUACCAAAGAUAUUUGGAUGAUAGUAAAAGAGAACAGACCGUAACCUCAGUUAUUGCUGAUAACAUAGUGUUUCUCAGCAGAAGGGCUGUCCAGAAUGACAGUGAAGGAGAAAACUAACAUCCACAUUUACAGCUUUGUAUAGUUUUGUAUGAUUUGGUACAUAAAGGUCCAUUUUAAUUUGUAGUUCCAUUUUAUUGUGAUUGCACAAGUAUUACAUGAAGUUGCAUGCAUGGUGUUCAUUUAAAGAUAUGAUAAAAUACUACCAAGUACUUUAUUAUCUUUGUCCUCAUUUAUAAUGGAAAAAAGUGUCUGUUGGAGUAUGAAAGAUGAAUUUUUCAAAAUAAACACAAG